AGCUUCCAGAAAACUGGACUGACACAAGGGAGACCAUCUUGGAGGGCAUCCUCUUUAACCUGCGUCAUCUCGGCAUGACACUAGUGGACCAGCCCAAGGGAGAGGACCUGUCAGCUGCUGCUGUCAAGAGGAUUGUGGCCACGGCUAAAGCCAGUGGGAAAAAGCCUCAGAAGGUUGCUCUCAAGGUUUCCCCUCAGGGAAUAGUCCUGUACGACAGCUUGAAUAACAAACUCCUGGAAAAUGUCUCCAUACACAGAAUAUCCUACUGCACAGUGGACAAACUGCAUAAUAAAGUGUUUGCUUAUAUCGCUCAAAACACCCUCAAUGGGACCCUGGAGUGCCACGCUUACCUCUGCUCCAAGAGGAAAGUGGCUCAGGCAGUGGCUUUGACAGUAGCCCAGGCCUUUACAGUAGCUCUUGAGCUCUGGCGAGUGGCCAAAGAAGAGAAAGAGAAAAGAGUGAAGUCUGGUUCAACAGUAGAGGCCAGCAGUAGCUCCGAUUCUAACAGCCUGGGGAGCCUGAAAGAAUCAGAUGUUGCUAAAGACAACCUAUUAGACUUGGAGGACAGUGUGAAUGUUGUAGUGAAGACCAAUGGGAAUGUAAAGGAGGACCAAGUAGAUAACCACAGGCUCUCUGAGACAAAUAAGAACCCUGCCUGGGAAGUAGAAGAUGGUUUGGAUGAAGCCUUCUCCAGACUGGCAGUGUCGCGUACUAACCCCCAGGUCCUGGACAUUGGGGUGACACCUCAAGACUGGCUCAGUGAACCUGACUGGGAAUUAACAAGAUGGUAUCUUCCAGCUUCUGACUGGCUGAACACACCUGAGCCAGGUAAUCAGCAGCAGGUCGGGCAGGAAUAGUUGGAAAACAAACAGGACAGCGACCCUCAAGGACUGGAACUGGCCACCCCUGCUCUAUAGCAUCUUUAUCUAGCUGGUUAUAUCUUCAGCUUUGGACCAAGACAGUCAUUUGGACUCUCUAUUGCCAAACCAAGAUAUUACAGCAAGUCAAAUUCUGCCUAAUAAGCUGUUCUCUUUCUGUGGUGUUGUCCUAAAGUCACAGUGUAGGUUAAUCGAAGCAAAUAUUAGUUUUGAAGCAGGUUGUCAUGAGGGGGGAACAUCAAAGGAUGCUUUGUGUUAGACUGCACCUGUAAACCAACAGCAAAAAGACAUGACUGCGGGAGAGAAGGACACACUGGACUCCAUCCUCUCUGGCUUCCUUGUCAUGGCUACUCCCACACACAUUUCUUGCCACGUUCUGUAUUCAACCCAUGUGUAUGAACACGAAUCGGGACGACUAAGCGUCACACAGUCUGCCUCUCGCCGUCUAACAGCCUGUGGCUCAGUGAUGCUUUUUU
Messenger RNA from Monopterus albus (swamp eel), 1354 nucleotides. RefSeq names its product low density lipoprotein receptor adaptor protein 1a (gene ldlrap1a). Gene Ontology annotation, cellular component: early endosome. The record is from RefSeq and is a predicted model, not a curated record. NCBI's taxonomy places the organism in Eukaryota, Metazoa, Chordata, Actinopteri, Synbranchiformes, Synbranchidae. The annotation marks the transcript as partial. The transcript is spliced from 9 exons.